AUGUAUUAAUUUAAGCCCAGAGAAUCCAGGAAUUUUGUCAAAAAACCAAUCUCCAGAAAAUUUUGCUUCUUCGAAAUCAAAUCCAACUGGAGUAUCCUCAAUCAAAUUAUGAUUUCGCUCUUCCUACUCACAUUCAUCACUUUAUUGUUUGUUACCUCCCAAGUUAUCAUUGGUCUCUAUGUCAGCAAACACUUUUUCACUCUAUUUGCUGAAACUGCAAUCUAAAAUUACACAAAAACUUUGUAUACAGCCGAAGCCAAGUGGUUGCAGAUUACAGUAUAAAAUUAAUCAUCAUUCGAUUCUGCAUUAGUUUAAACUUAUCCCAUAGUCGAUAAUUAAUCCAUUAUGGAAACCAUUUAUUUUGUACUUCUAACUUCAUAUUAUUAGGCUUCCCAAUUAUAAAAUAGCAAUGAUACAUUUUCUAAAUGUGUUAAUAGUACUUGCUAUCUAGCUGGAAAUUAUUAAAAUUCCUCGAAUUCUUUCGUAGUAGUAACUAAUCAUCAGUAAUCAAGCUUUAUAUGGACAAUAUAAAUGAGUACAAUUAAGCUGAUGAAAUUUUAUCAAGUUCAGAUAUUGAAUUCAAUGAAAAUCUGCUCUAUACUAUUUAUUUGAUUAGUGGCUCAUUCCUAUUAAUCUUGUUACUUGGAUGGAUAUUCGCUUAUUACAUCGUACGUCCUCUUAAAAAGUUAGCAGAGUAUGCAUAACAUAUCAAUUAAAAUACUACUCGUUUAUCAACUGGAAAACGCAGCAAAUAAAAACCAAUAGAAUUACAAGAUAUAACAGCAUAAGAUAAAAUAGGAGAGCUGGUUGAUGAAUUUAAGAAUCUCAUUUAAGGGUUAGCUGGAUUGAAAAAGGGAAACGUAAUCUUGUUAAUAUUUCUAGAUAUAAAAAAAAUCUUAAGAAAUUAAACCUUUUUUGGAAGGAUAUGAAAACUAAAACUAAGAUUAAUUUUAGGAACUAUUGACUGAAAUCAAUAAAAUAGAAGAGGAAAAACAAGUUGGUUAAUUUAAUUAUGAUUUCAUUUGA
Molecule: messenger RNA, 1026 nt
Organism: Paramecium octaurelia
Lineage: Eukaryota; Ciliophora; Oligohymenophorea; Peniculida; Parameciidae
Source: the annotation of a GenBank genome assembly